AUGCGGGAGUCGGCGGCGGGGGAAGACGGGGUCACCAUCAACAUGCUGCGCCUGUCGUCCCCUGAGUUCCAGCAGGCCCUCUUCGCGCUGGUUCGGCGCGCGUGGAGGCAGCCCGAGGCGUGGGAGCCCGAAGCCCACCGAGCCAUCGUUCUCGCCCUCUUCGAGAAGGGGGACAGGGCGCGCCUCGACAAUUAUAGGGGGAUCUGCCUCUUGUCCAUCAUCUCGCGCGUCGUGGCCAGAACCAUCAGCAUUCGACUUAUGACGCACGCGGAACGACACGGAGUGUUUCGAGCUGAUCAGUGGGGCUUCCGCCCAUGGAGGAGCACGCGCGACGCCAUCCUCUUGGCCCGGCUUCUCGUCGAGGGCGCCACGAAGGCCAAGACGCCAGAGGACAUGGAGCACCUCGUGUUCUCGCUGCUGGACAUCCGCAAGGCAUGCCCUUCGGUGCCUCGGAAUGCCGCGUGGCAGGUGCUGCGCCAUCGGGGCGUCCCCGAGCACGUGGUCACCCUCCUGACGCACGUCCGCUCGGACACGGAGUACCGCUGCCGCAAUCAGCAGGGUCUCUCGGAGCCGUACCACUUGUACAAGGGCCUCCGGGAGGGCUGCCCGUCGAGCUGCGUCGUCUACCUCUACUUCCACGACGUGGUGUUGCGAGAUGCCGUGCAGCAGCUGACUGCCGCGGGCCACACAGGCGUGACGGUGCGCAGUCCGCCGGCGCCCCCUGCUGCCCUCAAGCCCAUGCCGCGUGAAGCGCACACUCGCCUCCGAGACUCUUGGGACGAGGUGCUGGUGGACCUGGUGUGCUUCGCGGAUGACACCGCGCUCUGCGGCAGGGAAGGCUCUGUGAGGGAGCGCUGCCAGGCGACUGCCAAGGUCCUCGCGGAUUGGCGAGAGUAUGUCCACCCCGACAAGUGGCACCACCUUCGCCUCCGACACCGCCUCGAUUCGCCCGUCCAGGAGGCACCAUGGCCACGACGGCGUCACACUCAGAAACGUCAGACGCCAUUCAGGGCGCCAUACGAUGAGCACGUUGAGCUGCUGGGGGCCUGGUUAUCGGCCGAUGGUUCAGGAUCAUACGAUUUGGGCAGACGUCUCAAGGCUGCUCGGAAGCUGCGGUACCAGGUCUAUCGGAGGCUGCCGCGCUUGGGCCUCACACAGAGAGACAAGGGGCGCGUCUUCUGCACGACGGUCGUGGCCUCCCUGUUGUACGCGUCCGAGACCAGGUGUGUGCGUGGCCUGACCCUCAGCGAGCAUUUCCGCAUUCGAGACAUGAAGGGCCGCUUCACGAUGGCGGACUUGCGGAAACGUGCUGGCGUGCCGUCCAUCCCUCGCCUAUUGGGCAAGAGGAAACUGGGCUACUUGGGGCAUCUGGCUCGCUACCCGGCCUCGCGGAUCGAGCAGAGGGUGGCGUUCGGCGUCCUGGAGCCGGAGGAGCGCGCUGAGGGCUGGCUCGCCGUGGCUCAGCGGCGGGAUCGAUGGCGCGAGCUCGUGUCCAAGUGGGAGGAGCAGGCGGUGGUGAAGGAGGAGUCCGACUGCCAUGCUGUCCGCCACGCCGCCCGGGACGCGCAGGCUGCGGCAGACAUCCCUGCGCCUCUGCUGCCGCCAGCAGCACCCGUUCGACGGCGGCUGCGGGGCAAGCAGUCCCCGGCGGCGGCGCUAGCAGCGCGCCCACCGUCGAGCCG
Prorocentrum cordatum is the source of this 1682-nucleotide messenger RNA. Lineage: Eukaryota; Dinophyceae; Prorocentrales; Prorocentraceae. The record is from the annotation of a GenBank genome assembly.